Fundulus heteroclitus (mummichog) is the source of this 6439-nucleotide messenger RNA. It is a transcript of the gene plch2a, whose product is annotated as phospholipase C, eta 2a. The record is from RefSeq and is a predicted model, not a curated record. Gene Ontology annotation, biological process: lipid metabolic process; phosphatidylinositol-mediated signaling. NCBI's taxonomy places the organism in Eukaryota, Metazoa, Chordata, Actinopteri, Cyprinodontiformes, Fundulidae. The coding region runs from base 611 to 5278 and encodes 1555 amino acids. The transcript has 24 exons. Gene Ontology annotation, molecular function: phosphatidylinositol-4,5-bisphosphate phospholipase C activity; calcium ion binding.
UGAUAGUGUAGCACCUAGCUGUUUUACAGGAAACUUUCAUUGUGAGGGUCAGCUGUAUUCUUGAGGAUCCAUUUUUUUCUUUGUUGGAUUCUCCAGAAGGAUUAUCGCAGGAAGGAGAAAAUAGCUGUGUGACCUGCCUGUUGUGGACCAAGAUUACUGACAUUGUCUCAAAUGAUGGCAUCUCACAGAUGUCCAUCAAUACUGAUCUGAGAGCAUUACAAUGAUUUUUUUUAAAGACAACUCAACAUUUUCUGGAAGACAUUUGUUCCGAAGACCUUUGUAAUUUUUUUUAUUCUGCAUUUUUUUAUUCUGCAUUUCCUAUCUCAAAACAUCUGGCUUGGAACGUAUUUGGUAAAGCUCAACCUCGUCCGUCACACCUUCCUCUUUAGAACUUAGGAAACGCUUCCGGGCUUUUUUGCACCUGCAUUACAGAUUUAAGAGAAUAUUUAUAAAGUAGAGCCACAGCAUUUGACUUUUUGACUGGAUCACAUUCCUCACAGACACUGACAGUUUAUUUUGGGUGUGAAGUCAGCUGCCCCACUUACAAAAUCUGAUAACUGUUAUACCCCCGGCAUCACAAACCUGUCAGUCAUACAGUACAUCAACCAUUAUGGAAUCUGUGGUGGCUAGAAUGGCCAUGGUGACUGACUCUCCCAACCCAUCGCUGAAAUCCAGGACAACCCUGACAAUAGAUGAUGACUCUUAUGUGAGCACCGUCAGCCUUCCCUGCAGUCACUUCCUGUCUGCUAACAUCAUCACUGUCGUGGAGAAAUGCAUGAGCUCAAUGCAGCUUGGGACCCAGAUGGUAAAGCUCCGUGGCGGCUCCAAGGGACUGGUGCGGUUCUUUUACCUGGACGAACACAAGUCCUGCAUCCGUUGGAGACCAUCACGCAAGAAUGAAAAGGCAAAGAUCUCUGUUGACUCCAUCCGUGAGGUCUGUGAGGGCAAGCAAUCUGAGAUAUUCCAGCGGUACGCUGAUGGCAGCUUUGACCCAAACUGCUGCUUCAGUCUGUAUUACGGAGAACACAUGGAGUCCUUGGACCUGGUAUCUGGCACAGGAGAGGAGGCACGAACCUGGAUCACCGGUCUCAAGUACCUGAUGGCUGGUAUCAGUGAUGAGGACAGCUUGGCUAAGAGGCAACGCACCCGUGACCAAUGGCUGAAGCAGACGUUCACAGAGGCUGAUAAGAACGGCGACGGGAGUUUAAGUAUCAGUGAGGUUCUUCAGCUUCUGCAUAAACUGAACGUCAACCUACCACGACAGAAGGUCAAACAGAUGUUCAAGGAGGCUGACACAGAUGACAACCAAGGAACUUUGGGGUUUGAGGAAUUCUGCUCCUUCUACAAGAUGAUGUCGACCCGUAGAGAUCUGUACCUCCUCAUGCUCACCUACAGCAAUCACAAAGACCACUUGGAUACAGAUGACUUAGCUCGCUUCCUGGAGACUGAGCAAAAGAUGUCGAAGGUGAGUAAGGACCACUGCCUGGAGAUAAUCAACAAGUUUGAGCCGUGUUCUGAAAACCAAAAGCAGGGAGUUUUGGGAAUAGAUGGUUUUACAAAUUACAUGCGCAGUCCAGCUGGGGAUAUCUUUAACCCAGAGCACUACAACGUGAACCAGGACAUGACCCAGCCGCUGUGCAACUACUUCAUCGCCUCAUCGCACAACACCUACUUGAUGGGAGACCAGCUCAUGUCCCAGUCCAGGGUGGACAUGUACGCUUGGGUGCUGCAGGCUGGCUGUCGCUGUGUGGAAGUUGAUUGCUGGGACGGUCAAGAUGGAGAGCCCAUCGUACACCAUGGCUACACCCUCACCUCAAAGAUCCUCUUCAAAGACGUCAUUGAGACCAUCAACAAGUACGCCUUCAUCAAGAACGACUACCCGGUCAUCCUUUCCAUAGAGAAUCACUGCAGUGUUCCUCAGCAAAAGAAGAUGGCCCAGUAUUUGGUUGAAAUCCUUGGAGACAAACUAGAUGUGUCCAGUGUCAAGGCAGAAGAAUCCAGCAGAUUGCCAUCGCCAGAAUCUCUCAGGGGCAAGAUCCUUGUGAAGGGAAAGAAGUUGCCUCCUAAUAUCGAUGAGAACGCAGAGGAGGGAGACGUGUCUGAUGAGGACAGUGCUGAUGAGAUGGAGGACGACUGCAAACUGAUGAACGGAGAUUGGAAGACAUCAGCUAACAGGAAGCAGGUGGAAAGCAUGGCCAAGAAAAAGCUGGACAACCUGAUGAAAGAGUCUAAGAUCCGAGACAGGGAGGACCCAGACAACUUUACCAUCGCAGGCCUCCCACCGAGUGGAAAACCCCUUGAUAAGAGUAACAACAAGGUAAACACCAAGGGUAAAAGUGAUGAAGGGACAGACACAGCAGAUGAGGCCAAUGUCAGCAGCACUAAGCGCACCAGCCGCUCCUUCAUUGGGAGCUUCUCUAAACGCAAGAAAAAGUUGUCAAAGUUAAAGAAGACAUCAAGCUGUGAAGAUACAGACACGGACCAGGAGAGCACAAGUAGCGCUUCCCGAGCCCCAGUCCAAAAUAAGCCCCACAGAAAGAAGAAGACGAUGAAGCUUUCUAGAGCUCUGUCUGAUCUGGUGAAGUACACUCGCUCUGUGGGUCUAUAUGAUAUUGAGGCCCAAGCUAACUGCGGCUGGCAGGUGUCAUCUCUCAGUGAGACUAAAGCCCAUCAGCUGAUGCAGCAGAAAGUGACAUCCUUCAUCCAGUUCAACCAGCGGCAGCUUUCCCGUAUCUAUCCUUCGUCUUACCGUGUGGACUCUUCUAAUUUCAACCCUCAGCCUUUCUGGAACACUGGCUGCCAGCUCGUUGCACUCAACUACCAGUCAGAGGGCAGGGUCCUUCAGCUCAACAGGGCUAAAUUCUACAGCAAUGGCAAUUGUGGCUACAUCCUCAAACCCACCUGCAUGUGUGAAGGUACUUUGAACCCAAACCUGGAAGAUCCCCUGCCAGGUCGAAUGAAGAAGCAGCUGGUAUUAAAGAUAAUCAGUGGACAACAGCUGCCCAAACCCAAAGAUUCUAUGCUGGGAGACAGAGGAGAGAUUAUUGAUCCCUUUGUGGAGGUGGAGAUCAUUGGCCUCCCCGUGGAUUGCUGCAAAGAGCAGACCAGAGUGGUGGAUGAUAAUGGCUUCAAUCCGAUGUGGGAGGAGACUCUGGUCUUCACGGUUCACAUGCCAGAGCUGGCCCUUGUGCGCUUCCUUGUGUGGGAUCAUGACCCCAUAGGCCAAGACUUCAUCGGGCAGCGCACGAUUGCCUUCCACAGCAUGAUGCCAGGUUAUCGGCAUGUUUACCUGGAAGGUAUGGAAGAGGCUUCCAUUUUUGUUCACAUUGCUGUGAAUGACAUCACUGGUAAGGCCAGAGCCGUCAGCGGCAUAAAGGGUCUGUUUCACAGAAACCCAAAACAGGCUUCUCUGGACAGCCAUGCUGCUGUACACCCUUGCUGUAAGCAUCCAUUCGGUGCCCACCUCUUGCGCCGCACUGCCAGCGCACCCACCAGAGGCCAGCCCAAAGUUAAAAAGGGCUUUCCUGAGAUGGCCGUCAAUACCAAAGAUUACAACUCAGAGGGGGCAAGUGAAGAGCGAGAGUCUGAGGACAGAGACAAGGCCUCAGCUACCACUUCUUACCAGUUCACUCCCCCACACCAUCACAAUGGAGAAUCGCAAGCUUCCCUCCAAGCCAAGGGGCCCUGGGACCGUCCUGACACAAAUGGAGCUUUCCACCCAGAGGAGGGUAAAGAUGCUUCCAUGGUGCAGAAAUCGAGCUCCCCUCGUAACAUUCCGUCAGUAAACGGAGAAAACCCAAGUAGCUGUUUCAUCCACUUUGCCUCCACUCCACACCACUCCAUAUCUACAGAGCUGCAUCCAUCACCAGUUAGAAAUUUAGCCUCUACAGUAAGCAAUGAACAGUUUAACAAUUUACCACUCAACAGUUCUGCAGAGGUAACAGAGCUGUUUCAGCAUGCUCGAGACACCCAGGCAAACAAAGGCUCUCUAAAGGAAAAGAUUCCACAACGGAACAAAAACCCCAAAACUCCAAUCGAGAAAACAAGCGACGAAGGAGAAGAAAAGUCUCAUCACAACACAGAGCCCUCUGGUGACACACGCCCGACAGGAACUUCAACAGUCCCAGCUACUCAGCAAUCACAAGCCAGGAGAGUUCUUUUUAACUCUCCACCCCAGCACAUCCCAGUAAGACGAGCAAAAAGUGAAGGACAUGUUCUGGGGAAUAAAGAUGGCCAGGCCCAGUCUGCAAUACCAGUGGUCUGUACAGAUGCUACCAUGAGCGACCGCCUUUGGAGCAAACUGGAGCCUGGCAGCCACAGAGACAGUGUGUCCUCCUCUUCUAGCAUCUCCUCAAAUGAUACGGUCAUUGACCUCUCUCUUCCUAACCUAGCCAGAAAGAGCCUCAGCAUCCUGCCCAGUCCCAGUAACAUCUGCGAGCCCCCCUGGGUCAACUAUCGGCACAAUGCUCAGGUUUCCUGUGAUACAGGGAGGGUCAGCAAGAGCAAGUCCAACCCCAACCUUGAGCAACGGGUUUUUCCCAAAGACGAGCUUAUGCCCCGCCCACUACAGCCACCCAAAGACUCUACAGAGAAUUCACCUGGCAGACUAACCCAAAGAAGGCACACCUGGUGUCGGCUUUACAUGGAAGGACUCAAGCAGGCAUCAACCAAAAGGCCAUUAAGUGCCGCUCCCGCCUCGGCAGCAUCCAUGUCCAAAAGCCUUGGAGACCUGACUUCUGAUGAUAUUUCAUGCAACUUUGAAAGCAAGUACCACAGCAUCAGCCGCAGCUUUAUUGUGAAACGUACAAGAGAUCAGCUCCAUAAAAGCGGCAAACAGAAGUGUCGGCCACUGAGCGAACUGACAGAGCAGCUACGGAAGCUGACUGAUGUGGAACCCUUGAAUCCCUGUGACUUCACCCCAGAGAAAGAACCCAGUGACACAGAAGCAGAGAAUGUUGAGGAAACGCUAGUGCGACGGACCUCCUCGAGGAGUCAAAGUAGGGUGCGGUACAUUGCAAACCGGGCUAAAAAGGCCCAGGAAAGAAAGAGGCUUCAGGGUCUGCUUCAGGGCAGAAGUGCCAGCUUCACCUUUACUGAAAGCGUAGGCACUGGAAUAGCCGGCCCCAUCGAGGAGAGGGGGAAUCCAGAAGGAGCAUGCUGUGCUGGCCAGAGUCCCUGCAGCAGCCUGGACCUGCUGAGUCAGCUAGAAUCCCCCUCCCAUGAGGAGUCUCCCCUGAACUCGGACAGCUCUGAACUGUUCUUCAGGCUCCAGCUCUGAGAACUGGCUGACUUCGAACUAACUAUGAGAAACAGCUAGACUUGUUUUCAAUACAAUUCCUCCACAAUGUUUUUAAAUUUCAAAUCGGACUGUUUCUCACUGACUGCUUCACCAAGUGCAGUAUCAGAACAAGUCUGAACUGUCUCAGAUUCUUCGUGAACGUUACUUGUAGAAACCAUGAGGUGCUCUUCCACAGCAGUUACUGGAGGCAAGGGGGGAAGGGUCAACACCAUCCCUUUCAGCCCUUAUUUCAGUGGGACAUCCUGAAUCAAGCGCUUGAAACAAAGCAGCUCACUCAUAAUAUGGAGGAUACAAGGACUGUACUUACUAUACUGUCUCCUAGCAAAAGCUUAAUAUUCCCGGAGAGUUGAGUUGCUGCUGUGGACCCCGCCCCCCACCCCCCGCCCCCACCCACCUACCUUCCCAUGUUAUUUGUGUUGAAUUUAACCAGCUCAAAUAUUUCUGUAUUUUUUUAGACAUGACAAUACAGUAGCAAUAGAUCAUAGAGACCAGGAUUUUAAUGUUUUUUUAUUUGCUUGAACUGUUAAGAUAUCAAUUAGAUUGUUUAUGCCAAGGCAUUAUCAACCCGUCCUUCUAUUAGCAAUAUUUUGAACAUGCUAGCAUGUCAUGAAGAAAAUGUAAAUUUUGACGCUGAAAGAUGCUUGUCCUGUGUCUUUACUUUUAAAAUCAGCACUUUCAAUCCUGCACUGAAAAAGUUAAUUUUUUUUUUGGUAAUACUAGUGGUUUUGUUUUAAUCUGACUGAGGUCCUGUCCUAUUGCUGACUGUAAUCUGUGGCAUGUCCAAUCUCUGAGAUCCUAUUAUUUAAAGGAGCAGGUUUAAAUGUUGAACUUUGCCCUUUUACGUUGACUGCAUGCCUUUUAUGCACUACACUGAUUUCAUUUUAUCAAUAUUUUUAUAUGAAAAUUUAAGAUUUUAACCUUUUUCUUUGAAUUGCUUCAUGUUGGUGAGCAGGCCAGCAUGUUUGAAUCCCUGUUUUCAUUUCUCUGUCCUACUAAAGGAAGAUGGGAAUGAUCUGUCUUGAAGCAUGUUUGUACUGUUUGCCCUGCUGUCUAGGUUCUUUGAGCAAAACCUUUGUGGACAGUAUUGAGUUCAAACAAUGUGUAAUUAUGACCUGAAUUAAACUUAGAUAUUGCUGAACA